Messenger RNA from Talaromyces amestolkiae, 2673 nucleotides. RefSeq lists its product as uncharacterized. Gene Ontology annotation, molecular function: protein binding. NCBI's taxonomy places the organism in Eukaryota, Fungi, Ascomycota, Eurotiomycetes, Eurotiales, Trichocomaceae. The record is from RefSeq and is a predicted model, not a curated record. The transcript is spliced from 2 exons. Bases 1 to 2673 code for a protein of 890 amino acids.
AUGCAAGCGACUUACAGAAUGAAAGGAGUUAACGAGCGCGAACGAGGCAACGCUUUGUACAAGAGAGGUCACCUGACUGAAGCUAUCAAAGCUUACCAAGAAGCCGCCCGUCGUGCCGAACCUGACGACUAUCUACCAUGGUCCAAUCUCUCGGCAGCUUACUAUGAGGUUGGGAGCUUCCACGAGUCUAUCCAAUGUGCACAGCGAGCAUUGGCCAUUUGUCAGCACCACGGCCAUGAAAAUGGCAUCUCCAGUACAACCAUAGAGCUGAAAAUCCUUCCUCGAAUAUUUCGAGGCUAUCUUCAUACUCACCAAUACGAUGCUGCAAGGCAAUGGCUACAUCGACUAGCAGACAUACAAAGCCCAUCCUCGGUUGACGAUCUUCGUCAGUAUGAGGCAGCUUUGGACCAUGCGGAGUCAGUAUGGCAAGCUUUCCCGGACGAAGAGGCGUAUGGUCUGCGACUGUUAGCCGAGUUGCCACGCUCUCAACCAGCCUUGCUACAAACAAACGGCAGACCGGAAUCGAGCAAGAAUGUCAAUCUUGAUCAUGUCACUGCCUUGGUCGACUUUACAGUUCAUUUCAACGUCGACAGAGAUUUCUCGGUGUUUCUCGGAGGCAUCGGAGAUGCCCGUCACUUCUAUGCUCAGCUCGCCAUUCUCGGCGUCACAGAACGGAUGGUUAUGCAUUCUACAUCGCCCCUGAAAAGAAAAUACCGAUUCACUCUGAAUGAUCGCAAUAGUGUGGCCAUUGCACGAAACCUCGUUCUUCUUGUUCUAUUGGACGAGUUGGCAUGUCUGACUGAAAUUUCACAAGCCGAAAGGACUGAAAUCUAUACGACAAUCUAUUUUAUAUUCGCCGGUGUGAUCAUGCCGCGCUAUGCCUCGGACCGAUUUAUUAACACCGUCGAUUCCAUCGUUGGUCGAUUGAGAAACAAUGAGCCGAUACUCCCAUGGUUGCAGAUCCAUGAUUCGGAUAAUUUGCGACUGAUUGGUGCUCUGGAGUCGUGGCUGGAUAUCGAACCGAAUAAUCGACUUUCUACGAGCAAUGUCUUAGACGGAACGGUGCAGAGUCUACAUGAUACCAGGAUGUCAAACAAAAGUGGAUGUGACUUCGAUAGCAUUCCAAAAGCGCCACCAGGUUGUCAAAAAGAGUUUGAGACAUACUUUAACCUCCCACUGUUGCAAGCUCCACGAAGUGUCAUGAGGGAGCACGAGCCUGAGCUUCUUCAACUCAUAGAAAUGAAUGCCCCACUCGAAAAUAUACGAACUUACGUGGCCGGCAAUUGGUGUGUCAACCCGACUCCAGUUGUGACUGGACAGACGAAUGGGUCUAAUCCAUUCGACGUCUGUCGAGCGCUCUACAACAUAGUCUCUAUGCAGGAAAGAGGAGGUCCUAAGAAGACCAAAUUGUUUGAUUAUGCUUCGUCUUUCUUUCAGAUGGUGGUAGUCGCUCUUCGAAAGAUUCGUGGCCGGCUGAGCGCUGAGUAUGUCCUCAAUGAUGCUUUAGUGGCCAUUGAUGGUAUACGGUGUAAUCUGGAACAAGACCGAAAUAGUGCAAUACCGGCUGGUUAUGAUCUGAUUCAUUUGUUCGGUUCUUGCGAUGUUCCGACGGUCAUCAGUGCAAGUAAGAUUCUUAACGAAUCUCAAGCCGCAAGACUUAUGAUCAGUGCACGAAAUUCCGACUUUGACCUUGGGGAACGUGACUCUUUUGCUACGAAUGACUCGGUAACACUUCAUAAAGUCACUCAGAUGCAAAUGAUUCCAAAGAAGAGUCAAUAUGGUUCUUCCCACCCACUAUCAAACGAGUAUUUACUAGAGAUGAGACGCGAAAGGCUGGCGCCGUUUCCAUACGAACACUUGCUUUCGCGUGCAGAGCUCUCUCGCUUCUUGUUCUCUGAAUUCUACAGUCUGGCUUGGCCAUUCAGAGGCAAUUCAACAUCCGCUUCUGCUGGCCUAACCUAUUUCUUCGAUUUGCUGAUUCAUUUGCACUCAAUCGGCUACCCAGCCCAUUGGAUAGCAGAUGCACUCGCAAAGAUACUAGGAGACGGAAUCAAUGCUUCCCCGUCACCACCCAGGACGCCAGACGAGGCCACCCCACGGAACCACCUGUGCACCAGCGCGGCAAUAAGAGGUGCGCACGGUAGUAUAGCACCGUUUCUUGCCGAAACUUCGACACUGGCCAGCAUGUUUCAGCGUCUCUUACCUUUCAAUCCGAUCGUUACUCUCCCUCCGCUCAAUACGAUUUACCAGUACGGUAUAGGUUUCAAGCCCGACAAUGCCUAUCUGCCUCAAAAACCAAUGGCAUUGAUGAUCUACAACCCGGACGCCUACAUACCCAUGACAAGUCUCUCCUUUCCCGAAGAAGGCUGUAUCAUUAUAUCAAUAUUCACAUAUACAUACAGUGGGAAUGGCUAUGCCCGCAUCGACUUUUGGAUGAGAGAAGACAUAAUGACUCAGCUCCAAUCCUCAUCAAAUGAGACAUGGCACUGCGAUAUUUUUCGUGCAACAGAUCCUUCUCACCACAACAGCGACGACGAAGUAUGGAAACCAUACAUCGAACAAUCUGUGUCAAUCGACAGUAUCGUUAAAGGCGAACAAUGGAUAUCAGCCCCGUCAUUUUUUACACAUGACGGCGGUGUUGAUGCUGAUGAAGCCAUGGCGUUAGAUGCUUAG